AUGGCCGCCCUCUCCAAGUUAUUACCGCCCGAUCGUUCCAUUAAGCAGGUCUUCUCCAGUCUUACCUCCCUUUACCUCAAACAUCGCACUCGAAUCUCACGCGCCGUAUACCUUGCGCUUUUCGCGGCUCUUGCGAAACGAAUACACAAUGCUAUUGCCGAGCAAAAGGCUGCCUCGCAGCAGGUAGAGUUACACCGACGACCUGGCACCAGCAGCCUCGGCGAGGACGAACAACCCCGGAAGAAGCGGGUGGAGAUCAACCGGGAGUUCUUUAAGAACCUCCUGCGCCUGCUCAAGAUCGUGAUACCGGGAUGGCGUAGUAAGGAGCUCAGGCUUUUGGUGAGCCACAGCGUCUUCCUGAUCUUGCGGACAUUGUUGAGUCUGUACGUGGCCGAACUGGAUGGCCGUUUGGUGAGCAACUUGAUCCGCGGGAAAGGCAAGGACUUCCUCCUCGGUCUUGUCUGGUGGAUGAUCGUCGCUGUUCCCGCGACAUUUACGAACUCCAUGCUCUCCUACCACCAGUGCAAGCUCGCGCUGAGCUAUCGCAAACGAUUGACCGAUUAUAUACACGACAAAUACCUAUCCAACAUGACCUUUUACGCCAUCUCCGCCCUCGACGAUCGGAUCAAGAACCCCGACCAGCUUGUCACGGUCGACGUGUCGCGCUUUUCGGACAGCUUGGCUGAGCUCUACUCCAACCUUGCCAAGCCCAUCCUUGACAUGUGCAUCUACAACUACUCACUCUCUAAAAAUGUCGGAGGGGAAGGGUUAUUUAUCAUGAGUCUGCUGGUGCAAUUGUCAGCUAACGUGAUGCGCAUGCUCACCCCGCCGUUUGGCAAGUAUGUCGCUGAUGAGGCCCGUCUGGAGGGCGAGUUCCGCUUCCUGCACUCGCGUCUUAUCGACUAUAGCGAAGAGAUUGCUCUCUACCACGGUCAUGAAGCUGAGAAAGACACGUUGGAUAAGGGCUACUUCACCCUCAUCAAGCAUGUGAAUCGUAUUUUGCGCCGACGCCUCUACCACGGGUUCAUGGAGGACUUUGUCAUUAAAUACUUCUGGGGUGCUUUGGGCUUGAUCCUUUGCAGUGUACCCGUCUUUUUCAAGAUCCCUGGUCAGGUCGCUCAUUCUAUGGGCGAUCGUACCGAAAACUUUGUGACCAAUCGACGGAUGUUACUAUCUUCAUCCGAUGCCUUUGGUCGUCUGAUGUUCUCUUACAAGGAGAUCUCCGAGCUGGCCGGUUUCACGGCUCGUGUCUCCUCGUUACUGGACGUCAUGGAUGACUUGACGGCCGGGCGAUUCGAGAAGAAGCUGGUCAUUGAAAGCGACUGUAUCGAAUUUACUGAUGUCCCGAUCGUCUCGCCCAACGGGGAUGUCCUGGUGCGCCAGCUAUCCUUCACGAUCUACCCUGGCGACCAUCUCUUGAUCGUCGGGCCCAAUGGGUGCGGUAAAUCAUCCUUGUUCCGUAUUUUGGGCGGUCUCUGGCCCGUGUACGGUGGCACGGUCAAGAAACCCUCCUUUGAAGAUAUUUUCUACAUUCCCCAACGGCCUUACCUCUCGCGAGGCACCCUCCGCCAGCAGGUCAUCUACCCCGAUGGUGUGCGCGAGAUGCGCGCCAAGGGCGUGACCGACGAUGAUUUGUAUGAGGUUCUUUCCAUUGUCGAGAUCGCGUCUGUCGUCGACCGCCCCGGUGGCUGGGACGCCGAGGAGGAGUGGCGUGAUUUCGCUAUUCUGGAUGAAUGUACAUCCUCGGUGACGCUGGAGAUCGAGAAGGUGAUGUACGAGACGGCCAAAAAGUUGGGCAUUACCCUGAUGACGGUCUCGCACCGUCGCAGUCUCUGGAAAUAUCACCAGAAGAUCCUGCAAUUUGAUGGACAAGGCAGUUAUGUCUUUACCGGCCUCGACUGGGAGCGCCGGCUGAACUUGGAAGAUGAGAAAGAAGAACUUGACCUGCAAUUACGGACCGUGCCCGAGUUAGAGAGAAGGAUCCACGAGCUUACAUCGAGCUAG
Penicillium maclennaniae is the source of this 2004-nucleotide messenger RNA. RefSeq names its product ATP-binding cassette long-chain fatty acid transporter PXA2. Gene Ontology annotation, biological process: peroxisome organization; fatty acid beta-oxidation; long-chain fatty acid import into peroxisome. NCBI's taxonomy places the organism in Eukaryota, Fungi, Ascomycota, Eurotiomycetes, Eurotiales, Aspergillaceae. Gene Ontology annotation, molecular function: ATP hydrolysis activity; long-chain fatty acid transmembrane transporter activity; ATP binding. The coding region runs from base 1 to 2004 and encodes 667 amino acids. Gene Ontology annotation, cellular component: peroxisomal membrane. The transcript has 6 exons. The record is from RefSeq and is a predicted model, not a curated record.